AUGUUGGAGGUAGACAUCUCCACAUCAUUGAUUCGUAGCCUCCCAUCAUCUCUUCUUUAACACAUUUACAGUUUCAUCAUGACUGGAACCCCUCCUGCCGGCUGGGAGGCCCUUAAUGGCCGUCAAACAGGCCUGCUCAUGGACCAGCGGAGGGAGAUUGAGCUUGCAGAAGCAGGGAUUCUGAAUAAUGCCCAGUCACUUUUGGGUACUGAUACUGUGAACUCGCUCUCGGGGCUUGUGGACCCACAAACACUCACAGUAUUUCGGGAUCAAGAUCGAUGGAAAAAACUUCCACGAGGAUCUUCUUCUACUAAUUCUAUACCUAUUAACAAUGAAAUUUUGAAGACUUCAACCACAUGGACAGGAUUGAGAUCACAGCUUGAUGCAGAAGAAUAUCAUAAUCUCUCGGAAAAGAUCUCACAAUCCAAAUCGAAGACGCCAACAGCUUCUCGAUUAGAGUACAAGGAAAUGAAAACAUAUGGCGGAAUGCCCAUGCAGGAUGAUAUCGUAGUUGUCAGCUGCAGUAAUUGUGAUAAACCACUGAUUCCAAGUGCAUACAAGGAGCAUCGAGCAAAGUGCAAGGUACAGCAGACAGAAACACUCACUGAUACAUCUUCUGCGAUUCGGACAGAUAUUCCAGAAAAAAAACCUGAGAUUCAAAAGACGAAAAAACGAAAGGAAUCUACUGCUAUGGAAGUUACUGAACCUGAAGUACCAGUAUCUAUUUCUGAGAUGUCUCCCCCACCCACGCCAGAAAAAAAACCACAUGAAAAGAAACAAAAGGUGGCUAAACCACCCAAGGUCAAGCCUCCAGGCCGUGUCAAAGGCCCCUUGGAUCUAGAUAAACAAUGUGGAGUAAUUGUUAUUCCUGGUGGCCCUGCUUGUGCACGUGCACUGACUUGCAAGAGUCAUUCAGUGUCAUCAAAGCGAGCAGUCGAGGGUCGCUCCCGGCCAUACGAUGUUUUGCUUGGCCUGUAUCAGAAAAAACCCGUACCUGUCAAAGACGAGAAAAUUAAUCGGGAUUCAGAGGCGCCACUGGCAGAGAAAGAGGAUGUUAAUGUUGAUUCUGAUGAGGAGUACGGUGAGCUUUUAGAUGCAGUCAGGAGCUAUGAACCACAGCCUUUGGCCGCACGCCCUAUGACAUACUUACGUAGACGUAACAACUGCCACAGGAUCCGGGAUUUACUUAUGGAUGCUUUAAAAGGCCCUUGUAGGCCUAUUCUCCCUGGGGGAACAACACAUGAGCAAUCCUCAAUGCAUAUUUGAUAUCUGAGCGUUUAAUUCAGCCUCCUAAUAUUUUUUUUCUACAACGCUUGCAGCUUUGGCUUUUUCUAACGGCUGCAGCUUCCAGUAUUAUCCUUGCUAUCCUUGCUCUGUAAAACUUAGCCAUUACUAUGCUGUAUUUGUAUUCAACCUCUAUCUCAAAGCAAAAAAAAUAAAAUAAAAUAAAAAUAAAAAGUGAGA
This is a messenger RNA of Lobosporangium transversale, 1464 nucleotides long. Its product is annotated as SCA7, zinc-binding domain-domain-containing protein. Gene Ontology annotation, biological process: regulation of transcription by RNA polymerase II; regulatory ncRNA-mediated heterochromatin formation; RITS complex assembly. The record is from RefSeq and is a predicted model, not a curated record. The transcript has 7 exons. Gene Ontology annotation, cellular component: SAGA complex. The coding region runs from base 79 to 1266 and encodes 395 amino acids. NCBI's taxonomy places the organism in Eukaryota, Fungi, Mortierellomycota, Mortierellomycetes, Mortierellales, Mortierellaceae.